UGAUUUGAGAGUUGAGACGAACAAGUUUCCUUCUUCUGCAUUUCGCCCAGAAAAAGAGAUCCGUCCGUAUAUAUUACUCCUUUUUUCAAUCCCUUUCUCCAUCAACAUUAACCCUAAUCCUUGUAUGCCCCCCCCCCCCCACAGAACGCGAAAUCGCAUCGAUAAGCCUUGAAUUUGCGGUGAAAAUUUUCGAAUCUCGUCUCUUGUGAUCAACAAGACAUGCGAUAUCGCCGUUUAUAGAUUGGUGGUUUUCUGGGUUUCGUAUUAAAUUAGGACACUUGAUGGAUAAUAACAAUUGGAGGCCUGAUCUUCCAAAUGGAGAUCCUUCCAUGGACACUGGUGACUGGAGAAGUCAAUUGCCACCUGAUUCACGCCAGAAGAUUCUCAACAAAAUAAUGGAAACACUAAAGAAGCACCUUCCACAUUCUGGAACAGAUGGAGUUAACGAGCUUAGGAGAAUUGCUGCUAGAUUCGAGGAGAAAAUUUUCAACGGAGCUGUUACCCAGAGUGAUUACCUUCGGAAAAUAUCCAUGAAGAUGCUGACUAUGGAGACUAAAUCACAAAAUGCAACCGGCUCUUCCUCAUCUAUCCCUGCCGCUAAUAAUGUCUCAUCCAUGGAUUCAAUAGUACCCAACAAUCAAGGGCACCUUCUUCCGGGAACUUUACCGAACAACCAAUCUCAAGCACCACCUCAGCCGUUGCUGUCCCAAACCAUGCAGAGUAAUACUGUCUCUGGAAUGACUGGUUCCACUGCUUUAACCAAUAACAAUGCCACAGGCGUUGUAAACCAGAACUCCAGUAUGCAAACUGUAGCCGGAAUGUUGCAAGAUUCAUCUGGCCAGCAUGGCCUUUCUUCGAACAUGUUUUCAGGAUCCCAAAGGCAGAUGCUUGGCAGGCCGCAUGCUAUGUCUUCACAACAGCAGCAGCCACAGAGUGCACAGUUUCUUUAUCAGCAGCAGCUGCAGCAGCAACUUCUCAAGCAGAAUUUUCAGUCAGGGAAUGUUCAGCACAUACAACAACAACAGCAACAAAAUUUGCUGCAGCCCAAUCAAAUGCAACAGCCUGGCAUUUCAACAUCUUCCUCAGCUGUGAGCUCGGCUCCUCACCAGGGUCUUCACACAAAUCAGCAGUCAAGUCCUCAGUUGUCUGCUCAGCAGACUACGACACAGUCUAUGCUUCGUCAGCAUCAAUCUUCGCUGCUAAGGCAACAUCCGCAAUCACAACAAGCCUCUGCCAUGCAUCAGCAGCAAACUUCAUUGUCGCAACAGCCUAUUUCUCCUCUACAACAGCAGCAAGCACAAAUGAUGCGACAACAAGCUGCAAAUGGCUCAGGCAUCCAACAGAAGCAGAUGAUGGGACAGAAUGUUGUCGGGGAUAUGCAGCAGCAACACCAGCAAAGGUUACUGAACCAACAAAAUAAUAUUCUGAAUAUGCAGCAGAAGCAGCAAAUACCGGGCCAACAGCAGCUGAUGUCUCAACAAAACAGCCUUCAGACUACGCAUCAGCAACCACUGAGCACUAGUCAUAGCAAUGUUGCAGGACUGCAGCAACCACAACAACAGUUGCUCAGUUCCCAGGUUGGUAAUUCGAGCUUGCAGACUAACCAGCAGUCGGUGCAGAACAUGUUAUCACAGCCAACGGUUGGGCUACAACGAACUCAUCAGGCUGGCCAUGGCGUCUUUUCUUCUCAGGGCCAACAGUCACAGAAUCAGAUGAUACCCCUUCAGUCGCAUCAUCAGCAGCUAGGUUUGCAACAACAACAACCUAAUCUGCUACAACAGGAUGUGCAACAAAGACUACAAUCUUCUGGCCAAGUCACUGGUUCCCUACUUCCACCUCAAAGUGUAGUGGACCAACAGAGACAACAAAUAUUUCAAUCCCAAAGAACUCUUCCGGAGAGGCCAUCAUCUUCACUGGACUCGACGGCACAGACGGAGAGUGCAAAUGGAGUCGAUUGGCAAGAAGAAGUUUUCCAAAAGAUCCAAACUAUGAAAGAGGCGUACUUACCAGAUCUUAGUGAAAUAGAUCAGAGAGUUGGAGCCAAGUUACAGCAUGAUUCUUCUCUUCCGCCCGAACAAAGAUCAGAGCAGUUUGAGAAAUUAAGACAAUUCAAGAAUAUGUUAGAGCGAAUGAUACAAUUCCUAUCGGUUCCGAAGAUCAAUAUCAUGCCUGCAUUAAAGGAUAAGGUAGCUAAUUAUGAGAAGCAGAUUAUAAAUUUCUUAAAUAAUAACAGGCCGAAGAGGCCAGUACAUCAAGGGCAGAUGCAGCAACAAUCAGCUCAGAACAGUCAGGAUCAGUCUCAUGAUAGUCAAGCAAAUAAGCAGAUGCAGUCAAUGAGCAUGCCGCCAAGGGCACAACAGAGUAGUCUAGCAAAUAUGCAGAACAAUGUUCUAUCAUCUCGUCCUGGAGUUUCAGCUCCGCAGCAGAACAUUCCCUGUUCCAUACCGGCUUCUAGUUUAGAGUCAGGCCAAGGAAAUGCACUGAGUAACGGUCAGCAGGUUGCCAUGGGAUCCAUGCAACAAAAUACUUCUCAACAAGUGAAUAACAGUUGUGCCUCUGCUCAAAGUGGGUUAAGUACUCUGCAGUCUAAUUUUAACCAAGCCCAGUUAAGUUCCGGUUUGCUUCAGCAACAGCACCUGAAGCAACAGCAGGACCAACAAAUGUCGCAGCAGUUCAAACAGCAACUUCAGCAGCGCCAAAUGCAGCAGCAGCAGCAGCAGCAGCUGCUACAGAAGCAGCAGUUAAGUCAGCAGCAGCAGCAGCAGUUGCAAGCAAGACAGCAAGGGGCACAAAGUGAUAUGAAUGAUUUAUCAGCGAGGCAGGGGGUGAAUGUCAGUCGUGGGAUGUUCCAGCAACAUUCUCUGCAGGGUCAGCGUGCUACUUAUCCCCUUCAACAGUUAAAACCAGGCUCCCAGCUUCCUGUUACGCCGCCUCAACUUCUCUCAGGUGCAUCUCCUCUGAUGACACAACAACAUUUCUCUCCUCAGCUCGACCAGAAAAAUGUGAUGUCAUCUAUCAACAAGAUGGCAACUCCAUUGCAACCUGCACACUCCCCUUUUGUUGUUCCGUCUCCUUCAACCCCCCUGGCUCCGUCCCCUAUGCAAGUUGACUCUGAGAAACCAUCUGGAGCAAUGGGAAAUACUGCACGCCAACAAGCAACUGGCAUCAUGCAAAGUGGAGUUCAAUCCAUUGCAAUUGGGACUCCAGGGAUCUCUGCAUCUCCUCUCCUUCAGGAGUUUACCAGUCCUGAUGGAAAUAAUUUAAAUCCAAGUGCGGCGGAGCUGCCUAUUGAACGCCUUAUUAGAGUCGUGAAGACCAUCUCACCGCAAUCACUUUCUUCUGGAGUAAGUGACAUCAGAUCUGUUGUGAGCAUGGUUGAUAGGGUAGCCGGUUCAGCCCCCGGAAACGGUUCAAGAGCUUCAGUUGGUGAGGAUUUGGUUGCAAUGACAAAGUGUCGUCUCCAAGCAAGAAACCUCAUGACGCAAGAAGGAAUGACGGCGACCAAGAAAAUGAAACGUCACACAACUGCAAUGCCAUUAAGUGUUGGUGAUAACUACAAUCAGUUCGCAAGUUCAGAAACAUCAGAUCUGGAAUCUACUGCGACCUCUGUUGGCAAGAAGGCCAGAACUGAGAGGGAGCAUGCCCUUUUGGAGGAAAUCAAGGAAAUAAACCAGCGGCUGAUAGAUACAGUUGUUGAGAUUAGUGAUGAUGAAGAUGCUGAUGAUCCUAGUGAGGGAGCAACAGCAAGCAAAGGUUGUGAAGGAACAACAGUAAGAUUCCUGUUUAAAGCGGUUUCUCUCAGCCCAUCCUUGAAGGCUCAUCUCUUAUCAACCCAAAUGUCUCCUAUUCAACCAUUGCGUCUGCUGGUACCUUGUAGCUACCCCAACGGCUCCCCAUCUCUCCUGGAUAAACUCCCGGAGGAGACCAGCAAAGAGAAUGAGGACCUGUCAUCCAAGGCUAUGGCAAGGUUCAACGUAUUGCUAAGAAGUUUGUCACAGCCGAUGUCGCUCAAAGACAUAGCCAAGACAUGGGACGCAUGCGCUCGGACUGUGAUCUGUGAGUACGCACAGCAAUUUGGAGGUGGAACUUUCAGCUCAAAAUACGGUGCUUGGGAGAAAUUUGUAGCCGCUUCCUGAAUCUGAUAUGCAUCUCUCUUCAUGUCCUUAAUGUAACUCUGUGACUCACAGUGUUUAUCAAAUGUCUGAUAUCGCUAUGAUUCUUACUUGUUACUGUUUUUCAGGUCAAAAUUAUAUAAAAGGCCCCAGUUAUCCUU
Molecule: messenger RNA, 4273 nt
Organism: Raphanus sativus (radish)
Lineage: Eukaryota; Viridiplantae; Streptophyta; Magnoliopsida; Brassicales; Brassicaceae
Product: mediator of RNA polymerase II transcription subunit 15a
Exons: 12
Coding region: 282-4136 (1284 amino acids)
Biological process (GO): regulation of DNA-templated transcription
Molecular function (GO): chromatin DNA binding; transcription coactivator activity
Source: RefSeq, a predicted model, not a curated record